Messenger RNA from Boeremia exigua, 2295 nucleotides. Its product is annotated as heterokaryon incompatibility protein-domain-containing protein. The record is from RefSeq and is a predicted model, not a curated record. Bases 78 to 2054 code for a protein of 658 amino acids. The transcript is spliced from 3 exons. NCBI's taxonomy places the organism in Eukaryota, Fungi, Ascomycota, Dothideomycetes, Pleosporales, Didymellaceae.
CCGUAUUUAAGUCUCACCACCCACGAACAAACAUUGACGUUUCUUCAUCACUCUUUACAUCGCCUUCGCUUCCUAGGAUGAAAAAAUUCAAGCAAAAGUUUAAGCAAAAAAUCAAGAAAAAAUCCAAGCAAGCCGCAAAUUCUGCGGACCCUAGCACAUGCACCUGUUGCAAGCGGUCAAAGACGGGCGGCACCUUCUUCGAGCUCGAGUCCUACGAUAACAGAACACAGAAGUUCGAGUAUAAGGAUUGGAAAGCUCACAUCGAUGUAUUUCGUGAAGCAAACGAUCAAGGUUGCCAGCGAUGUGCAGUAGUCUUCGAGAUGGCCAUGGCGUGGAAAAGAGACAACCCCGAAAACAGCAGUGACUACAUGACUGUCAGCAACAGAUCAUACAGCAAAUUGGAGGCCGACCUGAAAGUAGAGUUGUUGACAGACCGUGGGGAUAUGAGGAUACUUAACGUUGAGCUGGAGUUACUGAGUGCAAACCACAGCAAUUCAACCGGCAUGCUAGAAAGUUCCAGAGGCCAAUGGAACCUUAUCACUAAACCAUUAUGGUCUGAAGAUGCCACGUCUGAUGAUGCGUUACAGGAGAGCAUUGGGUCUCUGGAGCAUUGUUUGGCACACCACAAGUAUUGCACAAACAUCUCAAACAAGCUUCCCAAGCGAUGCCUCGAGCUGACUCAGAUAACUAUGACUCUACGAGACACCGCCUCGUUCCCUUCAGCAGAGCGAUAUGUUUGUUUGAGUCAUUGCUGGGGCCCCAAAGCCCCGUCUCGUCAGCUCACGAGCGCAACUGAGAGCGAACUGCGACAAGGUAUUAGCUUAGACACGGUCCCUCGAACCUUUUCCGAAACAGCAAAAGUGUGCCUGAAAAUGGGCAUUCGAUUCCUGUGGAUUGAUUCGCUGUGCAUCAUUCAAGGGGACGAGGCUGACUGGACAGAGGCAGCGGCCACUAUGGCAAACAUAUAUGAGAAUGCUUUCUUCACGAUAGCUGCAACUGGUGCUGACAAUAGCGAUGACGGUCUUCGACCCUUUAAAGAGUGGUCCAAGCCUUCGAGGCUCAGAACCUCCAACUUUUUUUUACGAGAACAUAUUAGUAUGAACAGCUGUAUGUUUCAUGGGACUCACCAUCUCAAGACUUGGCCGUUGCUGUCGCGUGCUUGGGCGUUUCAAGAAGGCCAGCUUUCGCCACGGACGUUACGCUUCAGUUGCUAUGGGAUUGUUUGGGAUUGCCGCACAACACGAUUAGAGCAUGAGGAGAGAAAACUGGGAUCCAGUCUAGGCACUGACGCCAUCAAUCUCCUGCCGUUUUUCUUCUCGGCUGAUUAUAGAUCAUCAACUGACUUAGAAACCGCAUGGCACAAUACCAUAACGCAGUACUCACGUCUCAACCUGACACAUCGAAUCGAUAGGUUGCCUGCAAUCUCAGCAAUGGCGCAGCGUAUGGCAAAACUGCGGCCUACCGAUACCUAUCUUGCAGGUAUGUGGCGGAGCACCUUGCUUUCUGAUCUACAGUGGAGAGCAUCUGACGGUCAACCUCGUAUGGAAUCGACAUUGCCAACCUGGUCUUGGGCUUCCGCACAUGGAGUUGUAUACGACUCCAGCGAGUUCGCACUGGGAGGCGUGAAAAUAGUCGAUCUCCGCUACACACCAGUGGGACCAGCAGAGAUUGGAUGGAUCGAAGACGCGAUACUCACCAUACAAGGGCCUGCACUGCCUUUACGAGCAGGACUCGAUGCAGAUAUAAAAUUUUCCACGCAUAAUGUAUCCGAUGUCACGGAUCUGCCCGUGUUCUCUAAGCGAAUUAUAGAUUUGUAUCGCGACUAUCAAUCAUCUACAGACGAUGAUAUUGGUGGAGAUCAUCCUUAUUUGGCCUUGUUCCUGGGCGACAGCGGUUUGUCUUUCAAUGGACUUAUCUUAUGCCAGGUUGGAGUCAUGUACGAACGUGUUGGAUAUUGUACUAUGUAUACCGAGUCCGACUAUACUCGAAAGCCGCGAGACACAACGAUUGAGGAAAUGGCAACAAUCCCAUUAACCACGGUCCGGAUAAUCUAGCCGCUGGACUCCGAAGCAAGAAGCCGACCAAGAAAGCGCUGAUGCCAAAGCGCCAUUGCAGGAAAGUGAGUAGUUCCACAAUCGAGAAGGCGACAAUCCCAUCAACAUGCUAGGUGCCCCAACCCCCAGCCUGCCAGGAGAGUGUCUGUGUUGCCUCUCCCAACAAGCGACUCCUAGGAGUAUGAUGAAUGCCAACAAAUCCGCGCUCCCGAAAACCCAGUCCCCUGCUCUGUCGGCCAUA